AUGGGCAAGCACGCUCUCGUCUUUGGUGCGACGGGUAUUCAAGGAUGGGCCGUAGUCAACCAGCUGCUCCACGGCUACCCAUCGUCAGAUACUUUUGAGAAGGUGACGGCGUUGACGAACCGCCCGCCCACCGAGAACUUGCUAUGGCCGCAGAGCGAGAAGUUGCAAGUGGUGAGCGGGAUCGAUUUGCUCAAUGAGAGAGGGCAGGAGGCACUGGAGCAGCAGAUGAGGGAGAAGAUUCAGGAUGUGCAUACUGUCACGCAGGUUUUCUUCUUUGCCUACAUCUUCAAUGCCGAUCCAACAGAAGAGACGAAGAUCAACGUCAAACUGCUGCAGCGAGCAGUCCUAGCCGUAGAAAACCUAUCCAAGUCGCUGGAAUUCAUCGUCCUACCCACCGGAACAAAAGUCUAUGGCGUCCAUCUCUGCUCCGACUUCCCCUUCGCCGACAAACUGCCCCUCCGCGAGGACCUCCCGCGCACGCCCGAGCCGGACCGAAGCCAGAACUUCUACUACCACCUCUGCGACUGGCUCGAAUCGCAAGCGGCCAACAAGGCCUGGACAUGGUGUGAACUGCGGCCGGACGUUGUCGUGGGCUUCGUGCCGAACAAUAACGUCUACUGUCUCGCGCAGACGCUGGCGCUGUAUCUUUCGCUGUUUCGGGAAUUGGAGGGCAAAGGCGCGGAAUGCGCGUUCCCCGGCAACGAGCGCAGCUGGGAGAUUCUGAGCAGUGAUUCGCCACAAGACCUUGUGGCCGAGUUCGCGAUAUAUGCUUCGCUGCAUGCUGAUGUUUGCGGGGCCGGUAAGGCAUUCAACACGGCGGGGAGGGCGAAGCCGGCUUCUUGGUCGGAGAAGUGGCCGGCGAUAUGCGAAUAUUUCGGGCUGAAAGGCACCCCACCGCCGCCUUCGGGCUCCUCGAUUCAAAGCCCAGGUGAUUAUCUCAAUGCGCAUAUCGAACAGUGGAAGGAGUUGGAACGGAAGCAAUCACUUGCUACGGGGAGAGUUGGGAAUGACAGGUCGUUAGCGGGCUACCUCUAUUUCAUCAUGUCGAUGUUUGAUUUCGACAGGCAUUUGGAUCUGACGAGACAGAAUCAGGUGUUGAAGCAGGCUGGACCGGUGGAAGAGUGGGACCCGAAGAGGGCGUGGUGGACGGCUUUCGAUAGAUUUAGGGCGGCCAAGAUUAUCCCGUAA
Molecule: messenger RNA, 1188 nt
Organism: Neohortaea acidophila
Lineage: Eukaryota; Fungi; Ascomycota; Dothideomycetes; Mycosphaerellales; Teratosphaeriaceae
Exons: 2
Coding region: 1-1188 (395 amino acids)
Source: RefSeq, a predicted model, not a curated record